AGGGAGGCUACUCUUCCCUCCCGUUGAUGCAUAUCCCUCCGGGGCUCAUGGCAGUCCGAUGAGCGGGUUAUCGGACGUGGAGAAGACAUGUCGUGGGAAUGGAGAUCUGUCGCGGCCGGCACUAGUCUAAUGUUAGCCUAGUCCGGUAUAGUUUAGUUAAAAUAUGACCAAAAUGUAAAUGUUUUUGUCCGAUUUAUAUGAAAAUCAUCUGGUUUAUAUCUAAUUCUUUUGGUUUGCUCAAAUCCAGUUUAAAAUGUAUGUGACUAGGAUUAGAUGGCCAGCUUCUGUUUUCGUGUCCAUUGAUUGGUUUCCCCCGUCCGCAAAAGAUGCGGUGUCCGGUUUGGAAGUCACCGUUGAGACACCCUAUCCUGAUGUACGUACGCGGGAUAUAUAUGGAGUGCGUGUGUGUUCAACUGUUCAUCACAUUCCCAGUUCCUACCACUCUGCCUCCUCGCAUCUCAAGCGACCAUUCUUGCUUGCUGUUCAUCGCUCAUGGAGCUAAGCGCAGGAGCCACUCUCCUUUUCCUCUCUCUCAUCUCGCUGAUGAUGCUCGUGUCCUUGCUUAGCCGCCGCAAAUCAACACCAAGUUCUAAUAAGAUGAGGCGUCCUCCUGGUCCACGGCGUCUCCCCCUCAUCGGAAGCCUCCACCACCUCGUCACGUCGAUGCCGCCGCAGGUCGUUCUCCGGGAUCUGGCCAAGAAGCACGGCCCGGUGAUGUACCUGCGGCUGGGCCAGGUCGACACCGUCGUGAUCUCCUCACCGGCGGCGGCGCAGGAGGUGCUCCGGGACAAGAACCUCACCUUCGCGUCGCGGCCGAGCCUUUUGGCCACGGAGAUCAUCUGCUACGGAAACACUGACGUCGCCUUCGCGCCAUACGGCGUGUACUGGAGGACGCUGCGCAAGCUCUGCGUAGUCCAGCUCCUCAGCGCGCGAAAGGUGAGGCAGUUCUCGCCCAUAAGGGAUAGUGAGACCCUGUCCCUUGUCAGCAACAUCCGUCUCGCCAGCAGAGACAACGAGACGGUCAAUCUCGGCAAGCUGCUCAUGAAGUGCUCCAACACCAUCACCGCAAGGGCGACAUUCGGUGACGCGUGCGACCCCGAGCUCCAAGAGCGGUUCUUGUCUGCGAUCCAGGUGGCGCUCGACGCCAGCGGGGGGUUCUGCAUCGGGGACCUCUUCCCGUCCCUGCGGUUCGUCGACGUCGUCACCGGGCUGAAAGGCCGGCUCUGGCGGGCGCGUGGGCAGCUCGACGCCGUCUUUGACACGAUCAUCGCUGGUUGCGAGGCACGGCGAGAGGAGAAGAAGAAGACCACGAGGACGACAGCAACGACGGGAGAUGAUGACCUUCUGAGUGUCAUGCUUAGGAUCAAGGAGGAGGGGGAGCUUGACUUCCCCAUCGGCACUACAAACGUCAAGGCAAUCAUAGUGGAUUUGUUCACGGCAGGGACUGAGACGACAUCGUCGACAGUUGAGUGGAUCAUGUCGGAGCUCAUGAGGAACCCAGAGGUGAUGGCCAAGGCACAAGCGGAGGUGCGACGAACAUUGGACCACAAGAGUCCAGAAGACCAUGAGGGCCAAAUGGACAAGCUAAGCUACACAAAAAUGGUGAUCAAGGAGGGCAUGAGGCUGCACCCAGUAGUGCCGCUCUUGCUCCCCCGUGUAUGCCGGGAGACUUGCGAUGUCGGUGGGCUUCAGGUUGCAGGGGGGUCAAGGGUCAUGGUCAAUGUGUGGGCGAUAGCGAGGAGCCCUGAGUAUUGGCAUGACGCGGAGGAGUUUAGUCCAGAGAGGUUCAAGGACAGCGCCGUGGACUACAAUGGCACGCAGUUUGAGUACUUGCCGCUGGGGAGUGGACGGAGAAUGUGCCCCGGUGGUACAUACGGGUUGUCCACAUUGGAGCUCAUGCUGGCAAGACUUCUGUACUACUUUGAUUGGAGCCUCCCAGCCGGAAUACGGCCAAAUGAGCUUGACAUGGACAUGAUCGUCGGUGGAACGAUGAGAAGAAGGAACCAGCUGCACCUGGUUGCGACGCCGUAUAAUGUUCCUAUGGAAUUUUAAUGCCGAUUGAUGUGUAACGAUGUUUGUGACAAUGUUUCCUUUUACCCGUGUGAGACCAAGGCUCCUACAAGGGACGCCGUAUACUGUUCACCUGAAAAGUUGAGCCUGGUCGAUUUGUAAUAUUGUUUGUGAUGGUGGGUUGAUUUUUGCAAU
This is a messenger RNA of Aegilops tauschii subsp. strangulata, 2205 nucleotides long. RefSeq names its product 9-beta-pimara-7,15-diene oxidase-like. NCBI's taxonomy places the organism in Eukaryota, Viridiplantae, Streptophyta, Magnoliopsida, Poales, Poaceae. The record is from RefSeq and is a predicted model, not a curated record. Gene Ontology annotation, molecular function: oxidoreductase activity, acting on paired donors, with incorporation or reduction of molecular oxygen; heme binding; monooxygenase activity.